UUUUUUAAAGACUAGAAAAAUGUCAAAAGCUUCUCUUAAAGGUAUAGAUGACUUGGCACAUUUGUUAAAAGGCGUCGCAUCAAAGGAAAUCAAGUCAAAAUACGCGACUGAUUAUUACGAGGAAUACGAAAAGCUUAUGAAGAACCAUUACAAGAAUAGAAAGAGAAGGGAAGCUACCGUUCCAGAACCAACAUAUGAGAAGCUUUUUUCAAAGAAAAAUUCAACAAAAAGUAUUAUUUUCAAUAAAGUAGAUCAACUUGAGGAACGCCAACUUCCGUAUUGGCGUCAAUUGGACAGCGCAAAAAUGGAGCUGUUGGAUAGAGGUUUGGGACCGCGUAAUAUUUUUGAGGAACAGAUUGAAUGGACAAAGAAGGGGAAGAUGUGGCCCUAUCCUAUUGAUAAUGAAUAUUUGCUUGGAGAAGAGGACAAUGUCAGCUUUGUCGACCACGUCUUUCUUGAAGCAGAACUUUCAAAGCACAAACUUCCACGUUCUGAGGCUAUUGAUCAUUAUAUGGAACUUGUACUUACCGGUCUUUCAAAGAAUCCGUACAUGUCUGUAGAGAAGAAACACGAACAUAUUCGUUGGUUUGCUGAUUAUUUCAAAGGCGCCGCUGAAGGAAAAUACAAAGAGUUAUUUUUUUUCAAUAUGCCACUUACUAAUGGAAAUGAUUUGCUUGCAGCAAUUCAUCAUAAAGGAGCGAAGGAUGAAAAAAGCACUUCAUCCAUUCUAUUAAAUUCGUUGCGAUUUAAACAAGCUCAAGAGAGGGAUGAAUUGGAGAAGCUCUUUUUAAAGGACAGAAUUAGUUGCAAGAAUGACGAGCUUAGUCAUGAUGUUGGCAAUGUGGGUAGAAGUGAAGUUUGUUCCGGACCGAGUCCGCCCUAUGGUCAAAGGAUUAUUAAUGGACAGCAUUAUGAACCUCUCCCAACUUUUCCUGUAACUUCACAUCAACAGAUUGGGCAUCAACAGAUUGGGAAUUAUCAAUUUCAACAGUCGCUCAUGUCCAACUAUUAUCAGCAAUUUCCACAGUUUUGGUUAAAUAAUUAUCAGCAAGCGGUUCAACUCCAAUUGAAUUAUAAUGCUGACUUGUCAUCGCAAAUGAAUGGACAAUCGUUCAGAAAUUUAUCUAAUCAACGGCAUAUUGCUGACAAACAAUUUUAUAAUGGUUUGUGAGAUAUUUGUUGUCUAAGGUUUACGGAUGCGGAUCCAUAAAAGUUAGGAUUAGGGCUCAUCAUUACGGUGCGGGGACUGUUUACGGGGAAUUCGUGUUAGGAAAUGGGGCGGGAAGUCCCCCCGCGAGCUUCUCCCUUGGGAACGGGGAUCGGCCCCAGUUAGGAUGUCAAGGAAAUUUACUGAUCCGAAAAUUGCGGUUCGAAUAUCAGGUCGUGGGAGUUCCCAGGAUCCGCCAACCUUUGUAUUUUCUAAGUAUAAUUUGUCAUAUUUUUUGUAAUUUAUCUAUAUUUUGUAUUUAUUUCUUAUAUUCUAUAAAGC
Molecule: messenger RNA, 1489 nt
Organism: Meloidogyne enterolobii
Lineage: Eukaryota; Metazoa; Nematoda; Chromadorea; Rhabditida; Meloidogynidae
Source: the annotation of a GenBank genome assembly